Messenger RNA from Dibothriocephalus latus, 564 nucleotides. The record is from the annotation of a GenBank genome assembly. Lineage: Eukaryota; Metazoa; Platyhelminthes; Cestoda; Diphyllobothriidea; Diphyllobothriidae.
AUGGGCUCUCGACUUAGCUUCUCUUCUCGCCAAGAACCCACCGGUCUUACACCAGCCCAUAAUUCAGAACCCGGGAGCCAUGCUCACACAUCCGAUCCACGUACCCGGAGUCUUUCUCACGUGCCAAACUCAAGCGAGUCUGCAGCACGACACCCACGAAGCUCCUCUGACCGUCGCCGUUCUGGGCAACCAGACGUAGUGCGCCAGAAUGAGGCUUCAGUCAUGGCGCUGAACCGUUUAAUCGCAGAAUUAGAAAGCAGUGGACUAACUAGUGAAGAUGCCCAACUCCUACGCCUUAUCCAAAAUUACCGGUCCUCUUCCUCCAGCGGUCAUGAUUUAGACAGCAAUUCGAGACGGACCGCUCGGUCCCAGUCACUGGCGGAUUCUUGGCUGCUUGUAGAGCCAGCCGGCAUCUCAAGAUCGCAUCCUCGUCACUCCGGUCCGCCUCCUCGUCAUAGGCGAGUUCGCCGUGGGAGGACGACUUCUUCAACGAUACCCGGAGAGGAGGAGGAAAGAAUUGAGGCCUCAACAAGCAGACCUACCGAGGGCGGCGCUUCCGGCCCA